Molecule: messenger RNA, 475 nt
Organism: Serpula lacrymans var. lacrymans S7.9
Lineage: Eukaryota; Fungi; Basidiomycota; Agaricomycetes; Boletales; Serpulaceae
Exons: 1
Source: RefSeq, a predicted model, not a curated record
AGUCUCCAAGUCGAUGGCGACGACUGUGCUAGAAGAACACACAUUGAGCACACUGCCCACGCCUCGCUGUAAAGGCAUGUUAGAACACCCGUGUGCUUCUUCCGAGCGUCUGCGAUUGUCUGCGAUUAGUAGAAAUUUGGAUAACGCCCUUAGGGAACCGUCUGAUCCGCUGGCAAAACACUUUUUGCAUGGUCUUGCGUAUACUAUUGGAUCUGCACUCGGAUCUACACCCCCUUCUCAACAACAAUGUCUCGAUGCAUUCAUCAUGCCAAACAAGGUCGGGCUUAUGGCAGGAGCCCGAGCGUGGUCUAAACACUUUCACCGUUCUCAGGGAGACGUGCAAGGCAGUGACGAGGGGAUUAAGGGCAAAAGCGAUGGGUGGUGGGGAAUGCCGUCUGGGCCUGUGGGAGUUAUCAACGAGAAGGCAUUGAGUUUGUUCUGGAGGGUGAUGAAAGAAGCCACAUGGAAGAAUCUG